Messenger RNA from Phlebotomus argentipes, 1272 nucleotides. RefSeq names its product protein-S-isoprenylcysteine O-methyltransferase (gene ste14). The transcript has 5 exons. Gene Ontology annotation, molecular function: protein C-terminal S-isoprenylcysteine carboxyl O-methyltransferase activity. Gene Ontology annotation, biological process: C-terminal protein methylation. Gene Ontology annotation, cellular component: membrane; endoplasmic reticulum. Bases 390 to 1265 code for a protein of 291 amino acids. The record is from RefSeq and is a predicted model, not a curated record. Lineage: Eukaryota; Metazoa; Arthropoda; Insecta; Diptera; Psychodidae.
UCUCACUCUCCCGACUUGCUGCAUCCAACAUUUAUUUCUACUCUUCAUAGCACAAAAGUGGUACAAAUAUAGGAAUUAAGGUCAAAACAUAAGCCCAAAUAUUACUAAUUCUUCGUUUUCAAUUUUCUUGGACAUCUGAAAACGAGCAUAAAUCAUAUUUACCCUAUUUACCUCAUAAUUUGAUCACAUUUUCCGACAAACGCUCGUCUUGUUUCCGCUCAGGACAACAGAGUCUUUGAGACUACAGUCGUCAGUGGCAAGUGUCAACUGACUUUCAGCCGGGAUAUUGUUAUUAUUUUCCUCUGGAGAAGCAAAUUCGGGCUGCGGCCCUGAUGGGACCUCAAUUUUCCUGGAAUUUCCCGAUUCAUCACCUGUGAUCCGGCCAGAAGAUGUUAGUGCACGAGGGCAGAGUGUGUCUGGUGAACUUUUUGGUGCCAGUUGCUGUGAUUUUCGCCGUCGCCAUACCGGAAUUCCGCUUCGAAUACACACCGGACAAUUGGAUGGUGAUCUUCUGGAGCCCGCUGCUGCUCUACAUCAUCAUCAACUUCAUCAUCCGCUUCUACUACACAGAAUCCAGCGACUACCAAAUUGCUGUCCGGGCGUGUUUCUUGGGCUACGUCUUCUCGAUGGGGGUGUUCAUCUUCUUCCUGGCCCCCGAGCACAUCCGCACCUUCGGCCUGUACGCCGCCAUCAUGGGCACUUUCCACUGGACGGAGUACCUGGGAAUCGCAGUGUCCAACCCAAAGACUCUCUCGCCGGAUUCCUUCGUUCUGAAUCACUCGACGCAUUAUCUCGUGGCUGCAGCCUCGAGUUGGGUGGAAUUCUUCCUGGAAUCCUACUUCAUACCUGACAUGAAAACUUGGCGUACAUUUUGGAUUAUUGGUUUCCUGAUGUGCUUCUUGGGAGAUUUCCUGCGGAAAAUCGCUAUGAUUACAGCUCACACAAACUUCACGCACAUUGUGCAAUUCGUGAGGGAUGAAGAGCACAAAUUGGUCACAAACGGAGUCUACGGUUGGAUGCGGCAUCCUUCUUACGUCGGAUGGUUCUGGUGGUCAAUCGGAACGCAGAUUGUUCUGGUGAAUCCACUGUGCAUCAUUUUGUACGCAAUAAUCAGCUGGAUGUUCUUCCGGGAUCGCGUCUUCGUGGAGGAAAUCACGCUGCACAAUUUCUUCGGUGAGGACUACGUGGAGUACCAGAAGAGAGUGGGCACGGGAUUGCCUCUCAUCCGUGGCUACCACCAGGGAAUGCCAGUGACGCCUCACUAGCACGCCG